Messenger RNA from Exaiptasia diaphana, 1060 nucleotides. RefSeq lists its product as uncharacterized. The record is from RefSeq and is a predicted model, not a curated record. Lineage: Eukaryota; Metazoa; Cnidaria; Anthozoa; Actiniaria; Aiptasiidae. The coding region runs from base 90 to 920 and encodes 276 amino acids. The transcript has 6 exons.
GAUAUCCUGRAUACYAGGUGCGAGCUAUUGUUUCAAUCUGAGACCCUUCACAUCAAAAACUUGGCCAUUAAUAUUAGUACGCAUGUUCAAUGCAAAUACCUUGUAACAGUGUGUGUUCACUAGAUGUAAUAAUGAAGAAUCUAGUAUUGUAUACUAUUUUUAUCCUGACAGUGAUUGUCUGCAUUCAAGGUCUGGAYCGUGGUGCAAAACGUGAACUAUGGCAGGGAAUACUUGGUGACCARGUGUACGAUCUUACGUCAUCUCCCAAGUACAAAAACCAGCCAGCGGAUAUCGUGACCAUACUAACAUUGUUAGAGGCACCUGAUGACAUCGGAGAAAAUUAUGGACAAAGGGUGACUUCAUACUUUCUUGCGCCAGAGACUGGCUACUACUAUUUCUACUUGUCAUGUAAUUUGGCUUGUCAAUUAUGGGUUAGUACAGACCAUUCUUCAUCAAAUGUAGUUUUGAACAUUGAAAUAAAGCCACCAGGACUAGCAAAUUAUCAAGAUUGGCAAAAAAGCAACACUCCCAUUUUCUUUGCCGAGAAACAUUUYUAUUACAUCAAACUUUUAAUGAAAGAAAAGAACGGCAGUGAUUUUCUGGGUGCUGGGGUACGUUUUCCAAGUGGCGUUGAACUCAAACCAAUCGGAGCCAAUUAUCUGUUUCGUACUAUACCAGAGCACCGUUCUGGAUCGUUCGUGCAGACAAGCCGUGAUGUCAUACCUGGUGAUGACGCAGUUAUUCGUUCUUUCGUGAACGUCACCUGCCAACUGACAUGCGCAAACUAUUGCAUCAGUCAGUCCAAGUGCCAUUCCUUUAUCUACCACGUGAUCACAAGAGCAUGCGUACUUUACAAACUGUCGAAACAUCACGUGAUCCAUUCAGAUUGGAACAGUUAUUUGUAUGUCAAAGUAAUGUGAUUGGCAGGACGUCCAUGCCUUAAUUCACAUCGCGGGAAUAGUGCUAUAGCAAGGUCUCAUGUUGCCUGGCCACUCCUUGAUGGUAUAUUAGACAUAGAUUGUUGUAUUAACAAAUUGUCGACAAAUAAAAUAUCAAUUCU